AUGGACCCAAACUACAGAAAAGCCGAAACAAGGACCUUCCAACUACCAGACAACCGCACCCUAAGCUUCGCAGUCUUCGGCACCGGCGCAGAAACACUCACCACCACCCCGUCCUCCACGCACCAAACCCAACAACCCCCGCGUCCGGCAGCGGUGCUAUUCUACUUCCACGGCUUCCCCAGCAGCCACGAAGAAGCCUCAAUCUUCCACCAAGCCGCCCGCCGGCACGACGUCCAAAUCAUCGCCCUCGAUCGACCAGGCCACGCCGGCUCCAGUGUCCAGCCCGACAGGCGCAUCGUAGACUGGCCUGUCGACGUCCUCGCCUUUGCAGAUUACUUUGCAAUCUCGAGGUUCGGGGUUUUGGGUCUGUCCGGGGGAGCACCGUAUGUCUUUGCCAGCUGGAAAGCCAUCCCGCGCGAGAGGCUUGUGGUAGCAGGGAUUUGUUCGGGGUUGUAUCCGCCUGAGCUGGGAUACGCGGGUAUGCUGCUUCAAGGGCGGGUGAUGUUGACCGUGGCGCCGUGGCUUACGCCGCUCGUGGCGUGGGGUAUGGAGAUGUCGUUGGGCAGGGCGGCACGAGACGAGGCGCGGCCGGAGAAGUUGAGGGGAUCCGUGCGGGAUGCUGUGGUACCCGGAGGCUGGGGGCCGGCUUGGGAUGUCAAGUUGGCGGGGAGUCAUUGGAGGUUUGAGAUUGGGGAUCUUGAAGUUGGAGAUGGAGAGAUGGUUUGGUGGCAUGGGAGGGAGGAUGUUAAUGUGCCGGCUGGUCUUGCGGAACGGGCGGCUGAGUGUUUGCCGGGGGCGGAGGUGAGGUUGGUUGAGGGGGAGGGGCAUGUUAGUCUUAUUGUGCGCAAGGCGGAGGAGGUUAUGUCUACUCUUGGGGGCAUGCUGAGGAAGACGAGUUGA
Molecule: messenger RNA, 900 nt
Organism: Colletotrichum phormii
Lineage: Eukaryota; Fungi; Ascomycota; Sordariomycetes; Glomerellales; Glomerellaceae
Product: Alpha/Beta hydrolase protein
Exons: 2
Coding region: 1-900 (299 amino acids)
Source: RefSeq, a predicted model, not a curated record